AUGUCGCUAAAACUGCUCCUGAACCUGUCGAUCGGCAUUUUGGGCCUUCUUUUCGCGGCCCUCGAAAUCCACAACCUCAAACUCGACGCCACGUGCUCCGUUUUCGUCGCUCUCUUCCUUGCCGCCUACGCAAUCGUCCUCGUCUUCAUCUGUAAAAGUGACGUGGCAAAACUGACGGGACUCGCCGUUAUGACCGUCCGAACCGCCGCUCUCGUUCUCUAUUUGAAGCCCGUCAACGCAGCCGACACUCUGCUCAUUGCCACGCAGUUUUUCGGUACGUUUUGGGACACUUUGCCACUGGGGGGACACCUCAAAAAUUUCAGUGUACCUCGUGCUUACGAUGGUCGUGCAGGCGCGCAUUGAAACGGAAAAGAUCGAAUCGGAAAUGGAGAGAGCCGAACGAGCGUUCGCAACCGUUCCAAACAUCGAGGACAGUAUUGCGGCCCUCCGAAACAUUCGCUUCGUUUUCUAA
Caenorhabditis sp. 36 PRJEB53466 is the source of this 472-nucleotide messenger RNA. NCBI's taxonomy places the organism in Eukaryota, Metazoa, Nematoda, Chromadorea, Rhabditida, Rhabditidae. The record is from the annotation of a GenBank genome assembly.